Messenger RNA from Ooceraea biroi (clonal raider ant), 3918 nucleotides. RefSeq lists its product as uncharacterized. The record is from RefSeq and is a predicted model, not a curated record. Lineage: Eukaryota; Metazoa; Arthropoda; Insecta; Hymenoptera; Formicidae.
CCUUAUUUUCAACGUUCCAAAGCAGGCUCCCCCCUUAAACGGUUUAGCUCGAGAGAAAGGUUUAGCUCGUUAGCGAAUAAUCGGCAUGUAAUGUGCGACGAGCCAGGGAAUAAGAAGAGGAAGAGACCGAGUACGAGAAGUGGCUUGCGCGCGCGAGUCCGAUUCCUCGUUGGUGGUUCGCGGGGUUAAAUAUACCCUCCUCGUCGGUCGCAUCAUAUAUACAGAGAGACAGAGAGAGGGAAAGAGAAAAUAGCGCGAGAAAGAUGGAGACUGUCGUUCGCGCAGUCGAAGCGAGAACGGGACGAGCAGAACAGUAUGAGAGAGAGAGAGAAGAAGAAGAAGAAAUAGUACAAGAAGGGAAAGAAGAAAAGAGAGAGAAGAAGUCGAGUUCCGCUAUUACGGAGCGCCUCCGCGACCGCGGCGCACAGCCCAAUAUGGAGCAAUCUCAGAUUUCCAUCCGCCCAAAUCGAGGAUAUACGCUUGCGCCUCUGCGGGCUCUUCUUGAUUCGCGGAAGGUUGUUUGUUGUCGUCGUCGUCGCCGUCAUCGUCGUCGUCGUCGCCGUCGUUGUCGUUGUUGCCGUCGUCGCCACCGACGUUUCCCCGUCUUUCGGCGGAGGUGGAGACGCCGCUUUCAGUUGUCGCUUAUCCACUUCACUCUCGCUCGUAACAGUGCCAAAAGUACCUUAAAACGCUACGUUUCGCUCGAUUGGCUCCCAUUUCUCUCCCACCACUCUUUCUCCGCUUAUCCAUCAAGUUAUCGCCGUCCCGCUUUUCUUGAAAUUACUUUGGUUCCUCCUUUUGCUGGAAAAAAAGAAUCUGCCCAUGUGCUCGGUUCACUUAGCUUCCGUUUUUCCAUUUGAUUCCCUUGAAAUCAAGCUCGCGAUACUUUACGUCUGCCAAGAAGCCAAGCUCGAUCGCGUGGGCGAUCACGGAACCUAUCGGACGGAGAGUGACCGAUCGGGACUUGUGAUUCGUGUGACUGAUCGUACUCACGAGAAUGAUCGUCGCACCGUUUAGUGACUCGACAAGGAUCGUGCGCGAAAAUCAUUCAGUAGAAACGUUUGCAACGUAAACGCGUAGACGCGAUCACGCGUACGUGCGUAGCGGUUGUCUCAAGAAGAAGACGAUAUCGCCGAGAACGAUACUUCCAUGUUGCCGGAAAGCAAUUUUCCCGUUACAGGGGGCACUAUGCAGACCGAGGAAGUCGUGCCGCGUGCGCAGUCUAUUGGCAUAGACAGUGGACUCAUCGACGGCGCUGGUUUGCAGCAGCAUCAUUUGCGUCGCUUCGCUCACUUACGCUGCCCGUUACCACCUCUGAUCCACAUGGCCGUCAAGCAGGAGCCUCAAGAGGAGGAAGAGCGAAGCGCAUUCAGUUCGCAAGUGGAUGCAAACAUCGCGGGUUCGACAAAUGGCAAGCCAAUUGUCCAUCAAAUUCAGGGAUUGGAGGAAAAUCCAGCGCCAACCGUCCCGAGUCCUAACAACCGUGGGCGAUCUAGCCGUGGUCGCAGAAAAUCGCGAUGGAAACUCAAGUUCCAUCAUCAGGCAUUACCGCCCGAGUAUCUGGACCACUACGAGGCAUCGCUGGCUCAGGAAAGUCUAAAUUCAUCACCGCCGCGCGUCAUCGAGCCCGCGACAUCGAACGAACCGAGCCCGGCACCGACGAGUUCGACGUCCACCCCGAGUCCCAUCGCCGACGUCCACGGUUGGCUGCAGCGAAUCGCGGCGAUGCAGCAAGAGCUCUGUCCCACCCAGCCGAUCGCUCAAUCGUCUCAAUGCCCGUCAAUGAGCACUUUCAGCCACAAUCAAGCGACCAGCGCCAGGAGAUCCGUCAUCACGUCCACGUCCUCGCAGGGCUAUAACGCGCAAGUUUAUCCCAAUCAUCACACCCCAUCGCAGAUGCAGUCAUCGCAGACAUCGAGCAGACCACCGAUGAAGUACUCCGAUCUUCCUUACAUGGGCGAAAUCACCCUCGACAACAGCAAACCCAGACGCGGCCGAAAGCCGAAGAAGGCCGAUAUCUGCCAUUUGAUCUACAAAAAUUACGGCACGAUUCUGCCGGGCACACCCGGCCACGAAGAGAGGAGACUGUCACCCCGGGACAAGCAGGAUCCUCGGGAUCGCGCGUCGCCUCAGGUGCCCUUUCAACGAACGGACGUGCAGAACAGGAUCAGCAGCCUGUUGGAGAAACGACUGACCCAAGAGACGCGUCGGAGCCUUGCGUGGUCCGAGAACUCGCGAGAGCAGGACGAGCCACUGAAUCUCUGCAUCAGGGAUCUCAACCAGCUCAAGAUUCGACUGCUGCGGAAACACGGAAACGUCUACGAGUCUGGCCAGGUGAAGAGCGAGACAUCCAGCGACGGCGAGGAAGUCGAGUGUCUAGGUAGCGGAUUCCUGUCGGAGCCAAUCAACUAUUCAGAGGCCGCGGCCGCCGGCCACCGACCGAGCCACAGCCUCGUCAACCACAAUAACAAUGUGAUCGACCCGAUAGCCGGUCCCAAUCCCGGUUUGGUAUAUUGGCCGAACGCCGGCGUGUUUAUCCAUCCGAUGGCGUUGCAGUCGCAACUACUGUACUACCAGAAAGUCGCUCAGGGUGACAAGACUCUGUCCCGGCAAGUCGCGGAACAACCACCGCGUGAGCAGAAAAUCGUGCCGAAAUCUAUAUACUCAAUGAUGGAGACGAAGAGUGCGUCCCAAGCCUUGGCGCUGCCUACGUCUCGGACCGCCACACCGGGAUCGGUCACCGCACCGCCGUCACCUAGAGCCAAGAGGAACGCGCCUCUCUGUCAGCAGCAGCAGCAUGGUCAACCGACCAAGCGGAAACGCUCGGCUAUAUUCAUACCGCCGAUGCCGACCGAGAACAACAAUAAUCCGGCGACGGAGGUGAGCAUAUGCAAGUUCAAGUUCACCGGCGGCGCCAAACCCACUUUGCAGGAGAAGAAAAGCCUCUCCGUGGAUUCUGGAGGGAAUUUUCGCUACUACAGCGGUACCGGUGACAAGAGCAUGCGCGGCUACGAGUUCUUCCCGAGAGAGGCCCUUCAGCAGCCGGCGGGCCAGACCGGUACCAGCUCCGCGGCUGGGGCUUUCCUCAGUGCCGCUGGCGAAAGGAUCCAAACACCAGCGACGUGCCAGAGGAACUCGGCCAGCCAGGACGACGGCCGACGCAAAAGGAAAACCAGAAAAUCCCUGCAGCGCGAAAAAUUGGAACAAACUUUCAAGGAGAAGGGCUUUCUCAUUCAGACGCAGCAACUGGAGUCCGCGGAGGGUGCGACCUACUGCAAGUUUCGGCAGCUCCGAAAAUUCACCAGGUACCUGUUCAGAAGCUGGAAGGACUAUCUGCCCGGUAACGUGCGCGAACUGAGCGGCGGCGAGAGCAGUGUCGCGAUGGACGGUGACGCGGCCGACGUCGACGUCGUCGAUGGCGACACCGCUCUCGUUCACUCGCCGCUUCAUCGCGGCAACCUGCUCGACGUGCCCAGUAGCUUCGUGGAGGAUCAUCGGACUUUGCCCCUUACGUGAGGUGUGGGCACGACGAAUCUCCUUCUUCCCCAAGCAAUCUACUAUCCCACGGAAAAAAAAAAUCGAACGUUCGUUCUUUCUUAGUUUUAAUGGCGAUCAAAACGUUUUUCCGUGAGCAAACCUUCUUUGAGCCUGCGUUUUCGCAAAGUGUCUGUGGGAAUUGUGUGUUAUGCGGCUUACUUUUGUGACGCAUUUCACUUUCGUCACGCACGACUGAAUCGAAGAAUUCAAUCCUAUUUGCGACUACAAUUUAAGAGCGUAGCUAGAAUGCAACGUUAACGAUUAUACGACGUCGCGACACGCGUCAACGAAGACGAAGCAGAUUCGAUCGUUGCUUAUUGUUAGUGCCAAAGAUCAGAGACUGGAAUAUACAUAAAAUCAGAGAUGUACAUAGAAAAAAAA